Molecule: messenger RNA, 6304 nt
Organism: Monopterus albus (swamp eel)
Lineage: Eukaryota; Metazoa; Chordata; Actinopteri; Synbranchiformes; Synbranchidae
Gene: zbtb22a
Product: zinc finger and BTB domain containing 22a
Exons: 3
Coding region: 660-2708 (682 amino acids)
Biological process (GO): regulation of transcription by RNA polymerase II
Molecular function (GO): protein binding; DNA-binding transcription factor activity, RNA polymerase II-specific; RNA polymerase II cis-regulatory region sequence-specific DNA binding
Source: RefSeq, a predicted model, not a curated record
AGUCUCUACUAUACUAGGCUAAUAUAGGGGAAGAUGCCCCAUUGUCUGUUUACUGUGCAUAAACAACCCCAGUUUGGUAUUACAAUCUUGAAGUAUAAUAUGCAGUUUAAUAAAUUUAAAAGAAAUUGCGUAAAAGGGCAUCUUCCCCCACUACUGGGGCAGGAUGUUUUGGUAGUAUUUAAUAAGCAUUUUGAUGAUAACACCUUGGGCUAUAACAUUUUUAGACUAAACAAUCAAUAAGAAAAUCGGUGUUAGAUCCAUCCCAACGUGACUACCAAUGUGACUUUGAUAGUAGACUUGCACUAACUAUUGUUUUUAUUGUGAACUAAUCUCAAGUAUUAAGUAAUCUAGUGUUUGGUUUCUAAAAUGUCAUAGUAAUAGUGAAAAAUGCAGUAUAACUGAAAAUACAUUUAAAUUAAAUCACGCAAGCAAACUGAAGUGUCUCAGGAGCAAAAGGAAGUACAUGAACAAAUCCAGAGAAUAGACCUUAAAAGCCUAGAGUGUUAUAUACAUGAUCCACUAUAUUACAAGAUGAACCAUUCAGAAACAACAAAAGCAACUAAAACCUGUACACACAAUUAGAAAUAGUUUAUUGUAGGACAGAAAUAAAUGAUGGCUUAAUUUUGCACUGUGUAAUAUUUUCAGACUUUCGGUAGACAAUGGAUCCGACCUGCAGCGUUUCUGCGGUUCCAGCUGGCUUGACAGUCCAGGUGUGUUUCCCUGGUGCCCGUGCUGCCGUGUUGGACAACCUAAACCGCCAGCGGGAACAGGGAAGGCUGUGCGACCUCUCCAUCCAGGUGCAAGGGCAAGUUUUCAGGGCCCAUCGUUGUGUGCUUGCUGCAUCCUCACCUUACUUUCAUGACCAGGUGUUACUAAAGAAUGUUACAACAGUUUCCCUACCCUCAGUCAUGGACCCAGUGGCCUUUGAGAGCGUCCUGAGUUCUGCCUACACAGGUCAGCUGAGCAUUGUGCAUGACGACAUUGUCAAUUACAUCACCGUGGCCAGCUUUCUUCAGAUGUGGCACAUUGUGGACAAAUGCACUGAGAUUUUGAAGAGGCCCCGGCCCUCAGUAGAUGUCAUUCACGAAGAGGUCACUGUGGCUCACCCAGGCACCGUGUCUCGACAGCAGUCACCAAGCAGCACCGACUGCCUGUAUUUGGAAAGGGAGGGAAGGAGGAGGGAGAGGAAGCCUGAUGCUUUGCCUCCCUUAGCUACAUGGAGACGCCCACAGCAAUUUCCUCGAUGGGGCCGGUCACGCCCCUCCUCAGGUCAGCACUCAGCAGAUUCUCAACUGGACGCUGUCCCUGGCUAUACAGAGAAUGACUACACCAGCUGUGAGGAGGCAUGGAUAACAAGCCACGCUAAAACGAGCCACUUUGCGCAUGAUGGACCUGGCCACAAUGGCCGACACCACGGGGCGUUCCCCGGUGGUGAGGCCUUAAAACAGAAAGUGAGGUUGCAGCAGCGGGGCGCACCGCCAAGUGCUGAUAGGCUGCUUGAUAAAAACAGAGAGAGCGGGGACAGUGAUGAGACACAAGGGAGGAGGAAGAAUGAGAAAAGAGAGAUUGAAGCAGAUGAAGGAGUAGGAGAAGAGGAGGUGGAGAUGAAGGAAGUCUUACCACAAAUGGGACAUUGUGCCUUCCACCCAGUUUCAGAUCAGAACGAGGAAGCCAAACAAGCCACAGGGAAGACCCGUGGGGAGGAGAUAAAAGAAAAAGUGCAGAGAGAUAUUUCAGGAAGUGAUCACUGCUCAGACCUGCUCCAUGCUUGCCAAACACGUGAAGGAGUUCCGGGCCCAUCCUGUCCGGUUUCAGCCCGGCAGCAGUGGCAGGCAAGUCCCUGGUCUCAGCAAGACUCAAGGCCACAUGAAGGAGCGGGUGGCAGCUGCAGUAAAGAUGAGGAGGAAGAGGAUGUGGACUUUGAAUGUUUCACAGAAGGGGUUUUUAACAGAGAGACAUACAGUGAGAUUGAAGAUGGUACAGGGCAAGUGUCCCAGAGGCCUUUAGUGUCUGUGUCUCCUGACUUCACCAUGGCGAGCUCAGAGGUAAACUGGCCCUCCACCAGCGUGGGACAGGGUGCCUCACUGACCCCCACCUCUAGUAGCCAUUUUUCCUCAUCCUCUGCUGCUUUCCCACCACCCUCUUCACCCCCAACCCCAUCUUCAUCAUCCUCCGUGUCCCUGGCUGGCACCCCCUACACGGGAAAAGUCCACUUCUGCCACUGCGGCAAGGCCUACACCCUGAAGAGUAUGCGUGACCGUCACGUGAAGAUGCAGCACCUCAAUCUACGGCCUUUUGGCUGUCCUGUUUGCCCAAAGUCCUUCAAGAUGAAGCACCAUUUAACCAAGCACCUUAAAACCCAUGGAGGGCUGCGGCCCUAUGAGUGUGGCAUCUGUGGGAAGAAAGUCAUCUGGAGAGACAGUUUCCUCAGGCAUCAGGCUCGAUGUGAGAGACUUGCCUCCAGCUCCUCAACUAACAGCAACAGUACCAGCACAGGAUUGGAUGACAGCUACAGUUAUGGAUUCGACGAAGGAGAGACCUUUCUCACAACCGGAGGACAGGUGAAAAUGGAGAAGGUGGAUCUUCAUGAGGAGAUGGAGGACAGUGUGUCUGGGAUUGUGGAUGAGCUAAGAACUCACUCACAAAGUUCAGACCCUGGCCAUCAUGUUUUUAAAGAGGAGGCGAGUGAGAGUUUUAGUGGAAAUUAAAUGUUAAUGUGAAACAUGUUUAUAGCACUUAGACUAUGUACAUAGAUUCAUACAAGGACCAUGGACUACUGAUAACAGCGAUUACUUUGAAAGUCUAUGGUGACAAAUCAUUGAAGGCUUAUUUGAGCAACUGCUUUUCCUUGAUCCUUUUUAGGUAUGUAUUUUUGUGUCGUGUAUUUUGUAAAAAGAACAUUCACAUGCUUUAUUCCAGUGAUGUUUUUUAUUUAUUUAUUUAAAAUUUGUGCAGUGUCAUGUAGGCUUAACUCUUGUCUGGUGAUGCUGUAAACUGUACGUACACAACAAGCAACAAGCAGUGCUAUGAAUGUACAUCUGGAGCACAGAUAAAGUUAAUUUACAUUUUGCGCAUCAACUAUUCGUCUAUUAGAAAAUAAACAAAAAGGUAUAAAAAUGUUUUCUCUGCAGUACUGUUGUGUCCUGUAUGUACGGGAGAGAAAGCUUGGUCUUUACAGUAAUAAACCGUUUGGACUUUUGAUUGAUCAAGACAUUUUCUAGUUUAUUCUAGAACAUUCAUUCAUUCAAGAACCCCAGCACUCAUUUUAGUGCCCCUUCUGGUGUUUUUAACUUAUUAAAAACACCAGAAGGGGCCAGUGGACUUGUGGUUUCAUUUCUGGGGAGCUGUCAGGUCGUCCAUCUUUACAUACAGUCUGUGGUCACCCUGCACCACUUCAACAAAUGUUAUGACAUGGAGUCGAUUCUAAAACAUCAAGUUCUUUGAGACUGCUGACCUGAGCGCUUUUAGAGCAGUUCUUUUGCAGCACAGCGGUGGAGCACAAGAGGUCUCUGUUUCUCAACUCUGCAGCACCGCUGUCCAGUAAAUUUGCAAGAAGUCUUCAUUGUGUUUAAAGAAGCAUAAUCCAUUAACAGCUGUUUUAAAACGAACAACUCUACAUAGAGGAUCAACAAGGAAAACUGUACAUCACCUUGUUGGUAUUAACAGUUUUUCUCCAUCACAGUAAACAGAUAUGAGUUAAGCAAAUGCUUGAAUUAUGUUGAAAUGAUGUAUUUUGGAUUAAGCACUGGAGCUUGUAUCUCAUUAGAGAAGAUUUGAAUUAAUUUCCGGGGGCUACAUUCUCAUGCCAGGCAUCUGUAUGGCCAGAAUCAGUGUAAAGACAACCCGUAGUGAAAAGCUCUGUGUGUUUUUAGCCUUUUAUGUGAAUACUCGUGUGUUAAGCACAAGAAAGCUGCCAUACACCUCCUUUUGUGCGAUGUGGAUUAUGGGCCACUGACCCAGUUACGGCAGGAGAGAUGAAGCUCUGUCCUAAUUGUGAUUUUAGGGGCAAAUGUCCUUAAAAAGCUUUACCUCAGCAUUAUUUCUCAUCAUGAGCAACAUGUUUUUUCCCACCUCUGAGUACUGACAGGAGUCUAAUGAGGGUGACUCAUCCUUGUUUAAUGUUCAGUUGAAUGUGGGACAAAAUUAAUGGCUGCAUGUAGCUGAAAUUUUGUUUUUGGAGAACACUAUGAGAUUAGGAUUAUUAUCUCAGGUAGAUGACUGGCCUCUAGAGGAUAUUUAUAGUCUUUUCACGGAUCAUGGCUUGAUUUGGAGCUAAAGCAAUACUUAAGUAAUUUGGCAGUUCAAUUAACCUUUAAGCUGGCUAAUACAUGAGGGUGCAUUGUCCAUUAUUAUGAUGAUUACAAACAUCAGGGUGUAAUUUAUAGAGUUUAUUUGUAACAUCUGCUAAAAAAAAAACAUGUUGCAUUCCCAUUUCUUUAUUUCUACACAGACGUGACAAUGCUACCACAAAUGGUCUUCAGGAUGACUCAGCUCAUCACCUCAGGAAGACCACUUUCAAACAUGAUUCAAAUGUCAUGGCCACGCUGAAUCAAAGACAGAUUGGAAGCCAGACAACAAGGGUACAGUAUGUGUAUUUUCUUGGCUUACUGUGCAGAUUGUUUCCAAGCUCCUGCAUAAAAUCUAUGGCUAUGCAUCCUGGUGACUUUUACCUGACCUAGAAUGCUUUGAUCAAAUGUCAGGAGUGUAAUAUUUUUCUAAUAUUAAUUAAGAUUUUAAAUGUUUUAGUAGCUACAUUUGAAUCUAAGAAAAAUAUUCUGGACGAAAGAGGAGUAAUCAAUGCACUUUUUAUGUCUUGUAAUUUUAGGACAUUUGCUGCAGGUCUUACUGCAAGUUAGCCGCAUCACAUCUGUAGGUACUUAUGUUCUGUAUGUAGCUGCAUCCAUGUGGCAGUUAGCCUAGCUUAGCAUAAAGACUGGAAACAGGCUAGGAUGGCUCUAGUUCAGGCUGUAAAAUAGAGAGUAUCAAUUUUUACAAGUAGGAUUUUUAAAUAAAGUGUUAAUUAGUCAGUUUAAUGGUGAUGGAGUAUUUUACAUUUGGACAGUGACAGGUUAGCUGUUUUCAGCGUUUCCAGAAUUUAUGCUAAGAUAAGCUAACCUGCUCCUGGCUCUAGUUUGGCACAACCCCUGUAAAAUGCCAAAUUGUUGUUUUUACAUUUUGGUUUAUGUACAGGUUAAACAGUAUACAGUAUAAUGUGUUAAUCAGUGAGCUUUAGAGCUUUAGACAGACAAGCUAGCUGUUCGCCCCCAUUUCCAGUCUCCAGCCACAUAUAUUGUAUUAGUGGUGUCCAUCUUCAUGCAAGAAUGCAAAUAAGUGUAAUUUCCAAAAUGUGAAACUAUUUCUUUAAUGCUAAAUGAAAGUGGUGAUUUGUACAGGUCAAUCACAUUGUUACCUAAAAACCUCAAAAAACACAAAAAUAUAAAUAUAGACAAGACAAUUGUCAGAUUUUCAAACAUUUAAUAACUUAACUAAGAGAUGACCAAAGAUGUUUAUUUCCAGUUAGGCUGAACAUUAAAAACAGUUUUACAUUAAGAGGAAACACAACACUCAGUUUCAGUUCUUAUUCGUGUAGCACCAACAUGUGUCUGCAACCUUUACAGUGCUUUUCACUACUGAGUUAAAGUGAACAUAAGAUGAGAAUAGCAAUGUAAUUUAUUAUGAGCAAAAUAAAUGUAACAAUUAUGCAUCAGAAGAUUUGAAAUCAAAAUACUGUCCUACAGUACUGAACUCCUCAUUUUUCUGCUUCCACAUUCAACCACUUGGCUACUUACGAUCUAACCAUCAAUUAAAACAAACCUUUCGUCUAUCAUCUUAUGAAUAAAAGUCAACAUUAAAAUGUCCAGUUUAAUUUAAGAAGCAAACAACCAACAAUAAAUCAGAGAGAGACACAAAAGCUACUAUUGGAAAGACAGCAGACAGGUUGUAUUUUGGAAAGGUUUCCGUUAUAACAGUGCAUUUAAAAAGGGCAUUUUAUACAUCUCCUUCGAUAGACUUGAACAGAAUCCUAUUGUACAUGUUUAUUAAUUACACUGAGGGAUAAAAACAAAACCGUUAUAUAAAAACUACAUUAGAUUUUCCAGUUGUAUCCUCACAAGCAUUUCUCUGUGACAUGAGUUUCACUGAAGCACAAACAAAACCACUCUCCAUCUCGAUUCCACAUAUAACAAAGCCAAUCUUGUUUUGGGUGUGUGAGUCGUGUUUCUAGAAAGCAGGCGGAUACACAAAGCAUCACUCUUCUACAGAUGACAGGGAACAAAUAGAAAAACAAACCUCAGACAGCAGACAC